GAGUAGCCCUAGAGACGACACGCGGCGACGUCACCCAACGUGAUCGGAAGGGGCCCACAGUCAGCUGAGCAACAACAACGUCCGCAGCUCCGACGGUCAAAGAUGGCUUACCCUAAAUCCCACAACCCGUUUGCAGAUGAGGACGAUGAGGAAGACUUUAAGCCUAAGAGCAGGGGUUUCAGUGACGACCCCAGAGACAGUGGGAUGAGUGAAGCAGAGAGGAGACAGCAGUACCUCCAGCAGGAAGUGAUGCGUACAGCUCAGUCUGCUGUGGACAGCAGUUACCGCUCACUUGGCCUCAUCUAUGAAUCAGAGAAGAUGGGUGUGGAAACUGCAGAGGAACUGAUGCGACAGGGUGAGGUUCUGAAGAGGACAGACAAGAUGUUGGACAACAUGGAUCAGGACCUGAAGACCAGCCAGAAGCACAUUAACAGUAUAAAAAGUGUGUGGGGCGGCCUUGUUAAUUACUUCAAGGGCAAGCCAGAGACAAAGCCACCACCUGAGCAGCCUAGGGCCUACCAGGCCAGUGACAGGUUACAGAAUGCCUUGUCCAGCAGCAGAGAACAUGAAGAUAAGUACCAAGCCAGCCAUCCGAACCUAAGAAAGCUUAAUACGGAAGGAUUUGGAGCUGCUGCUUCAAUAGAUGACAGCUCAUCUAGACAGAACGGGUACCCCCAGAAUAGACACCUUAAGGAGGCUCACCAGACCCUUGACAAAAAUUUAGAUGAGAUGUCCGAUGGCUUGAGAAGACUAAAGAACCUUGGACUUGGUCUCCAGUCCGAGAUUGAGGAUCAGGACGACUCCAUUGAUUCUCUGUUGAAUAAAGUGGACAAGAUGGAUGUCAAGAUCCACCGCACAAACCAACAGAUUAAAAAUCUCAAAUAAAACAAACACUUGGACUCAUUUCACAGAGACAAAGACUAGUCAACAUCCUCUCACUUGGUUUCCAUCCUGGCCUUUGUCGAAUACACCUGUUCUUUGAUUUAGUCUUUUUUUAUGUGUUGGAAAAUGUAACUCUAGCAGAUAAGCAAGUGAAUACAUUUUUAUUCACAUUAUUUUCUUCUUGAGUUAAUUUGCCAUUUCUGUUUCAGAUUUGUCCAGAGAUUGCCUUCUUCCUCCCUCCACAGACUUUUAUACUGACACGUUGUAUUGAAUUUUGUCCUGCCCACACUUGAACAUGCCUCUUAGAGUUUUCUCACCUUAAAAUGUGAUUAAUUUACUUGUGUGUAUUGGAUGCAAGGGACUGUCUCUGUCCAGGCAACAUCUCUUUGUUUUCUCCAUCAGGCUCGACUGCACUUCUGUCUGAAUGCAGUCUGAGUAGGCUGAAUUUGCAUUGGAUGGGUGAUUAGAAUAUCAGUUUGACCAGUUUUUCUCUCGUUCACCAAAGACGUACUGCUGCUAAUUCAUUCAGGCGAAGCAGAUGAAUGGUUUGAGAAAUUAAGAGCAUUCUAAAUUAAUUAUUAAUUCAGAAAACAGGCAAGAACACAACAUAUAUCUAAAACUAGAAUGUUUUGUGUGUAUGAUUCAUUUCCUAGACCUGCCUCCACAUUUGUGAAAAAAGGCUUUGCUAGUCUUGCUCAAGUCACUUUUGCCUUACAUGUAAUAUGUAUGUAUGGAAGACUAGCUUUUGGUUCUGGGCCAUGAUUCUGUCUCCACUGGUAAAUCUCAUCAUAAUGCUUCAUUUUUUUAAAAAAUACUUCAGUAUGAAUUAAAAAUGUGUUUUGUUUGAAGUAUGUGCAUGUCCCUCAGUGCUUUUCGUAGCUUUAUAUAAAUUUGUUUAGAUUGAUAUAUACCAUGUUGAAUGCUGAAGAAUGUGAUGGAAGGAGUACUGCAUAAAUAAUGUGAACAAGUUAGCUGUGAAUAUAAAAACUCUAGAUACUGAAGGAAUAUCCCCAAUAUUCAUAUAAUCACAAAUCUUCCCACAAUGUCAUUACAUGUAUGUUUUUCAGAAAUUAAAACACAAGGUUAUAUUGAUAAAACUAUAAAGAAUAAGAAAAUAAAUGAGGAUUCGUGUUCA
Xiphias gladius (swordfish) is the source of this 2017-nucleotide messenger RNA. It is a transcript of the gene snap29, whose product is annotated as synaptosome associated protein 29. Gene Ontology annotation, biological process: exocytosis; synaptic vesicle priming; synaptic vesicle fusion to presynaptic active zone membrane. Gene Ontology annotation, cellular component: plasma membrane; SNARE complex. NCBI's taxonomy places the organism in Eukaryota, Metazoa, Chordata, Actinopteri, Istiophoriformes, Xiphiidae. The transcript has 6 exons. The record is from RefSeq and is a predicted model, not a curated record. Gene Ontology annotation, molecular function: syntaxin binding; SNAP receptor activity. Bases 103 to 885 code for a protein of 260 amino acids.